AUGCUGCUGGAAACGGAGCUGGCGGGCGACCGAGAUCGGCCCGGGGCCCCCGCAGCCGCCGCUGUCUGCACCUUACGCGGGACUCGGGAGAUCCCGCUGUGUGCCGGCUGCGACCAGCACAUCCUGGACCGCUUCAUCCUCAAGGCUCUGGACCGCCACUGGCACAGCAAGUGCCUCAAGUGCAGCGACUGCCACACGCCGCUGGCCGAGCGCUGCUUCAGCCGCGGAGAGAGCCUCUACUGCAAGGACGACUUCUUCAAGCGCUUCGGGACCAAGUGCGCCGCGUGCCAGCUGGGCAUCCCGCCCACGCAGGUGGUGCGCCGCGCCCAGGACUUCGUGUACCACCUGCACUGCUUCGCCUGCGUCGUGUGCAAGCGGCAGCUGGCCACGGGCGACGAGUUCUACCUCAUGGAGGACAGCCGGCUCGUGUGCAAGGCCGACUACGAGACCGCCAAGCAGCGAGAGGCCGAGGCCACGGCCAAGCGGCCGCGCACGACCAUCACGGCCAAGCAGCUGGAGACGCUGAAGAGCGCCUACAACACGUCGCCCAAGCCCGCGCGCCACGUGCGCGAGCAGCUCUCCUCCGAGACCGGCCUGGACAUGCGCGUCGUGCAGGUGUGGUUCCAGAACCGCCGGGCCAAGGAAAAGCGGCUCAAGAAGGACGCCGGCCGGCAGCGCUGGGGCCAGUACUUUCGUAACAUGAAGCGCGCCCGCGGCGGCUCCAAGUCGGACAAGGACAGCGUCCAGGAGGAGGGGCAGGACAGUGAUGCGGAGGUCUCCUUCACAGACGAGCCGCCCGGGGCCGAGAUGGGCCCCGCCAACGGCCUCUUCGGCGGCCUGGGGGAGUCUGCCCCUGCCUUGGGCCGGCCCUCGGGGGCCCCGGGCAGCUUCCCGAUGGAGCACGGAGGCCUGGCGGGCCCGCAGCAGUACGGAGAGCUGCGCCCCAGCAGCCCCUACGGUGUCCCCUCGUCGCCCGCCGCCCUGCAGAGCCUCCCUGGCCCCCAGCCCCUCCUCUCCAGCUUGGUGUACCCGGAGGCUGGCUUGGGGCUUGUGCCCGCGGGAGCCCCAGGUGGGCCCCCACCCAUGAGGGUGCUGGCAGGGAACGGACCCAGCUCCGACCUAUCCACGGGGAGCAGUGGGGGCUACCCCGACUUCCCCGCCAGCCCCGCCUCCUGGCUGGACGAGGUGGACCACGCUCAGUUCUGACUGAGGCCCCAGCUCCGCGGAGCACCAGGCGCGAGCACUGCCCCUGGCUGCGUGGUCGGGAGCCACGCUCUCCUUUCCCGAGGCCCUGGACCUCUAAAGGACACAGGGCCACCGGUGGGGCACAGGCUGAGGACUGUCCAGCCCGGCGGCCCUGGCCCCGGGCAGAGGGACUUUCUCCCGGUCUCGAGGUCGCUCCGGUCUUGAGGCUCCUUCUGGGACGAGGGGCGGAGCCCACCUGGGGGCUGCUCAGCAAGCCUUGUUUUGUAAGCAGAUUCCUCCCUUUAUCAACCAAAAUUAACGGAGUGCUUGCUGCUCUUUCUAGACCGGAGUGGUCGAGUGGUCAGCCGCCGAGGCCGGGGAGGGGGGCUCUCCCCAGCCCAGAGCAGCACAGCCCUCAGACUGGAAGAUGCUUUAAUUUUUAAAAUUAAAAAAGAAUACAAACUGUGCUUCCAUUUCCCAGCUUCCUCUGUCUGAGUUCUGCCGCCCCCCGGCCCUCCCACUUUAGUUCGGAGCGAGGCCUUGUCUGUCCAGGCAGCCGGGGGGCGGGGGGCGGGGGGCGGCAGUGGGGAGGCCACGCCUGCGUCCUUCCUGGUCCCUCUGGGGACCUUGCCGCCACCAACCUCUGCCUUCCCCGGGAUCCUCCUCACUCCUCUCCCCUGGGACACCUGGCUCCAGAUCUUUCUGUCCUUCUGGACUCCAUGCCCCCGGGGGAGAGACAGGCUCUAAGCCCACGAGGAGCCCUUGCAGCCCAGACUCGGUUUUCGACGCUGCCUGUGCCCAGUCUCAGCCGCCCUCGGGUCCUCAGCGUCCAGGCUAAGCCCAGCCCUCCGAUGUCCGAUUCCGUUGCCAAACAGCUCCAGCUCCCCCCUCCAGCGAGCGGGCUCCAGCUGCCGGAGGAUGGGACGCCCCGCUGGAGAAGGCUGGGGGGCCCUCCCCCUGCCAGAUGCUCCAGACACAAAGGCUGGCCGCGUGUGAACUCAAAGGUAUUCCUCCAGCCUGCGUCCCAAGCUACCUGUUGGUUCUGUGAAGGUCCCCUGGCUUUUAUUUAUUCUCUGACCAUCAGUUCUUCAAUAAAUUUGUCAGUUUCA
Messenger RNA from Phacochoerus africanus (Common warthog), 2294 nucleotides. RefSeq names its product LIM homeobox 3 (gene LHX3). Lineage: Eukaryota; Metazoa; Chordata; Mammalia; Artiodactyla; Suidae. Gene Ontology annotation, cellular component: nucleus. The record is from RefSeq and is a predicted model, not a curated record. The coding region runs from base 1 to 1206 and encodes 401 amino acids. The transcript is spliced from 6 exons. Gene Ontology annotation, molecular function: RNA polymerase II transcription regulatory region sequence-specific DNA binding; DNA-binding transcription factor activity, RNA polymerase II-specific. Gene Ontology annotation, biological process: regulation of transcription by RNA polymerase II; neuron differentiation.